ACUCCGGAAAUCGAAAUCCUCGGUAAUAUACAAAAUUGUCUGGAGAGACAGGGAAAAAAAAUUGUGGGGUUUUAUCAGCAGCCAAAGUUUUAUGAAUGAAGAAUAAUUAAAUCAUUCUUUCAUUCAAAUCAAUUGCUUCUUCUGUAUUAUAAACAACAACAAGUAUGAGUUUAGAUCAAACAUUCAUAACGAAUUCAAGUUGGAAACCAGAUUUAUUUAAGGGGAAAGUUGUGUUUGUUACUGGGGGAGCAGGAACCAUUUGUCGAGUUCAAACAGAAGCAUUAGUAUUAUUAGGAGCUAAUGCUGCUAUUGUAGGUAGAAAUAAAGAAAAGACAGAUGCUGCUGCUAUAGAGAUUUCUAAACUUAGAAAAGAUGCUAAAGUGAUAUCAUGUCCCAAUACCGACGUAAGAAAAGUUCAAUCUAUAGUUGAAGCAGUUAAUAAAACUAUUAAAGAAUUAGGUAGAAUUGAUUUUGUUAUAGCAGGAGCAGCAGGGAAUUUUUUGGCUGAUUUCAAUCAUUUAUCAUCCAAUGCAUUUAAAUCAGUUGUUGAUAUUGAUUUAUUAGGAUCUUUUAAUACUGUUAAAGCCACAUUUGUUGAAUUAAGAAAAAAUAAAGGUGCUAUAUUAUUUGUUAGUGCUACAUUACAUUAUUAUGGAGUUCCAUUUCAAAUCCAUGUGGGAGCAGCUAAAGCUGGGGUUGAUGCGUUAUCCAAUGCAUUAGCGGUUGAAUUGGGUCCUAUUGGAAUUAGAAGUAAUGUGAUUGCCCCUGGAUUAGUAGAUGGUACUGAAGGGAUGGAUCGAUUACUUACCACCAGUAAAUCAAAUGCCCAAACUAAGAUACCAUUGCAAAGAUUAGCUACUACAAGAGAUAUAGCAGAAGCCACUGUGUUUUUGUUUUCUCCUGCUGCAUCAUAUAUAACAGGUACCGUUCAAGUGGUUGAUGGAGCAGCCUGGCAUUUAGGGAGUACUAAAAAGGAUGAAUAUCCAGUAUUAAUCAAACAAAAGAAUGAAGAAACCGUUACCAAGUUAUAGUCCAGAUAGUAUUACUUACUGAUUGAUUGAUUGAUCAGUCUUCUUACUCCAUACAUCUUGUAAUGAAUAGACAUGAAUCGUAAUCAUAAUUUGUAGUUCAGUUCAGUUCAGUUCAUUUUGGCUGUAAAUAAAUAAAUAAAAUUUAAAAAAUGACGCGUUGUUCUUUCUUUCUGUUUGGAGUGUCACCCAAAAUUAAAGUGAGAUUUUUUUUCAUGAUGAAGCAGAACAGAAG
Molecule: messenger RNA, 1263 nt
Organism: Scheffersomyces coipomensis
Lineage: Eukaryota; Fungi; Ascomycota; Pichiomycetes; Serinales; Debaryomycetaceae
Exons: 1
Coding region: 165-1031 (288 amino acids)
Biological process (GO): fatty acid catabolic process
Cellular component (GO): peroxisome
Molecular function (GO): 2,4-dienoyl-CoA reductase (NADPH) activity
Source: RefSeq, a predicted model, not a curated record